Messenger RNA from Mixia osmundae IAM 14324, 468 nucleotides. RefSeq lists its product as uncharacterized. Bases 49 to 468 code for a protein of 139 amino acids. The record is from RefSeq and is a predicted model, not a curated record. Gene Ontology annotation, molecular function: structural constituent of ribosome; RNA binding. Gene Ontology annotation, cellular component: cytosolic large ribosomal subunit. Lineage: Eukaryota; Fungi; Basidiomycota; Mixiomycetes; Mixiales; Mixiaceae. The transcript is spliced from 4 exons.
CUGCCACCGAAGCGACAAGGACAGCAAGCCUGCCAUCAGACCGAAGCAAUGGCGCCAGCAGUGAACAAGAAGACCAAGAAGAAUGCCGAGAACAUCAACGCUCGACUAGCGUUGACGAUCAAGUCUGGCAAAUAUGCGCUCGGCUACAAGAGCACACUGAGGCUCAUGCGCUCAGGCAAGGCCAAGUUAGUGCUCAUUGCAGGCAAUUGCCCACCGCUGCGACGAUCAGAGCUCGAGUACUAUGCGAUGCUCUCAAAGACACCCGUGCAUCUCUAUGCCGGCAACAACGUCACCAUGGGCACAGCCGCCGGCAAGGUCUUCCGAGUAGGCGUCCUAACAGUCACGAGAUUCGACGAUCCUGCAAAUGCACGCGGGCGCACAGUAGACGUCUCCCGUUUGCCGCACCAGAUGUAUUUGCAGCUCGGAUGCAUUGACCGUGUUCUGUGCCAUCACACAUACAGACGCUGA